Messenger RNA from Phascolarctos cinereus (koala), 2631 nucleotides. It is a transcript of the gene BLK, whose product is annotated as BLK proto-oncogene, Src family tyrosine kinase. Gene Ontology annotation, molecular function: protein tyrosine kinase activity; ATP binding; protein binding. Lineage: Eukaryota; Metazoa; Chordata; Mammalia; Diprotodontia; Phascolarctidae. The record is from RefSeq and is a predicted model, not a curated record. Gene Ontology annotation, biological process: protein phosphorylation.
UAAUAGUUCAACUGGAAGAGUCCCUGGGCCACUACAGCCCUGAAUUUGCUCCUUGGGUAUAGCUGGGUAGAGCUCUGACCACAGAGUCUGUCAGUGAGCCAGGCAACCAAAAGGCUGCCUGAGAUGAGACUCAUUGUUUCAUGGACAUGCGGUUUCUUUAGGAUUUAACUAUAUCCACCAAGGAUUAUUUCUGCUGUAAGGGCUUCCUCCAAAAGGGUGACCAUCGGGAUUUAAAGAACUAUGCUCUAAAGCAUUGCCAAGGAUGGGAGUAGUGAGCAGCAAAAAACUGGCUAAAGAGAAAGGAAAGAAUUGGUGGAAUUUUGAGAAAGAGCCCCCGAUCGCCUUCCCAAAUAAGCCUCCUCCACCUCUGCCUCCAUUGGUUGUCUUCAAUCACCUUACUACACCAACCCCUGUUCUAAGUCCUGUUCCAGAAGACCACUAUGUGGUUGCCUUGUGGGAUUAUGAAGCCGAGAAUGAUCGGGACCUGAAGAUGGUGAGGGGAGAGAAGCUGCAAAUCUUGAUGAAAACUGGAGAUUGGUGGUUGGCCAAAUCACUUGUCACUGGAAGGGAAGGCUAUGUCCCUAGCAACUUUGUUGCUCCAGUAGAGACUUUGGAAAUUGAAAAGUGGUUCUGCAAAACAAUUAGCCGGAGAGAUGCUGAGAGGAAACUCUUGGCCCCUGUCAACAAGGCUGGUGCCUUCCUUAUUAGAGAGAGUGAAACAAACAAAGGUGCCUUUUCCCUGUCUGUGAAGGAUACUACCUCUGCUGGGGAUGUGAUCAAACAUUAUAAGAUCCGGUCCCUAGAUGAAGGAGGGUAUUAUAUCUCUCCCAGGAUUACCUUCUCAUCGCUACAAGCUUUGGUCCAACAUUAUUCUAAGAGAGGGGACGGUUUAUGCCAGAAGCUGACUAUGCCCUGUGUGAUUCUGGAUCCUCAGACACACUGGGCCCAGGAUGAAUGGGAAGUGCCCCGGCAAUCACUGAAACUGGUGAGGAAACUUGGUUCUGGACAGUUUGGAGAAGUCUGGAUGGGUUAUUAUAAAAAUAACAUAAAGGUGGCCAUCAAGACCCUGAAGGAGGGCAGCAUGUCUCCCGAGGCCUUCCUUGCCGAGGCCAAUCUGAUGAAAACCCUCCAGCAUGACAAACUGGUCCGUCUCUAUGCAGUGGUAACCCAGGAACCCAUCUAUAUUGUCACAGAAUACAUGGCCAAAGGGUGCUUAUUGGAUUUCCUAAAGACGGAAGAAGGUGGCAAGCUGCAGUUAUCAAGACUGAUUGACAUAAUGGCCCAGAUUGCAGAAGGGAUGGCCUACAUUGAGCAAAGGAAUUCAAUUCAUCGAGACUUGAGGGCAGCCAACAUCCUGGUGUCUGAGAAUCUGUGCUGCAAGAUUGCUGACUUUGGCUUGGCCAGGAUUGUAGAUAAUGAAUACACAGCCCACGAAGGUGCCAAGUUCCCCAUCAAGUGGACAGCCCCAGAAGCCAUUAGUUUUGGAGUGUUCUCCAUCAAAUCUGAUGUUUGGUCCUUCGGAGUUCUCCUGAUGGAAAUUGUUACCUAUGGACGGAUUCCUUACCCAGGCAUGACCAACCCAGAGGUCAUUCGGAAUCUGGAACGAGGUUAUCGAAUGCCUUGCCCUGAAAUGUGCCCAGGUGAGCUCUACAGCAUCAUCAGUAAGUGUUGGCGAAGCAGGCCGGAGGAGCGGCCCACCUUUGAAUACUUACAGUCUGUACUUGAGGACUUCUACACAGCCACGGAGCAACAGUAUGAACUACAGCCCUAGGACAUGGCAGUGCCCUCCCCCUCAGUUCUACCCUUUUAGCAGAGCUGAAGAGGUUCCUCAGCUGAAUCCCUAGCACUUCCCCUGAUAGCCUCCUAAAACCUACAUAAUUCCUGUCCUCUUGACCCACAGGAUAGAGGGACAAGGAUCAAAAUAUUUACAGGGAAAUUGUUUCUCAGAUGAAUAACUUUGCCCAACAGGAGGUAAGUGAAAGAAGAUGCUGACCUAAAUGGUAGUUACCAAGCCUAAACCAAGGCCUCACUAUUAUGAAGUCACCACUGAAAGAGGACUUACCACUUCCAAGGCCCUGAUAGCUGACUGCCCAUCUGGUGCUGUCUGUAUUGCCCUGGAAAGAACCCAGGCAGAACUGAGAUUCUCUGGGCUUUCAUAUCAGUAGUCCACAAUCUGGUUUGACCUUGACCUCAAGUACUUUGGAAUAUCUUGUCCAACAGAUACCAUUUCUUCAUAGUUGUAAUGUGAUAUUUUUUAAAAAUUGUAAUAUAUGUUACCUUUUUAUAUUCUGUAAUAUAUGAGAAAAUAAAAGGAGAAUACAGAUUUGAAUCUUGUGAACUGGUUUGUUUUCCAUAAUUGGAAACCCAAAGACAGCAUAGUAUUAUAGUGGAAGGAUCAAGGACUAAAAGGCAUCUAAGAGGCCCAGGUUCAAAUCUUGUCUGCCAUUUACUCCUUUCUUAAGAAAAUCACUUUCCUUUUCUGGGCCUGUUUACUUUACUGAAAAAAGAAGGAGCCAGAUAUGAUGUUGUCUUAGGUUUUUUUCUGUCCAAAAAACCUGUGAUUAUAUGAAAUGGAUUAUUUUUCAAUCAAAUUCCUUGAACGCAAAGGUUAUACCUUAUUUAUCUUUGUAU